AUGAACACUUAUCAAGUGAACUUCGAAGAAAAUGAAAGUGCUGACGUUACCGUUGUUGCUUUGUGCGAAGGCCAGGCACUGUUGCUGUUUCUAGCAUCCGUUGCAUCUUUGCUCUCCCUAAUGGCACAAGAUACUGUUUUUGGUGCUGACUCACCUCGACGACGUCUAUUGCGAGAUCAGGUUCAAGUGGUGAAAAGGAAGGAUUCUGAUCGCUAUGAAAUUGUUCCUAUCCAAGAUUCCCUGUCAUUUGAGAAAGGAUUUUUCAUAUUCAUUCGUGCGUGCCAAUUGUUGGCUCAAAAGAAUGAUGGAAUCAUAUUAGUAGGAGUUGCAGGUCCAUCUGGAGCAGGGAAAACUGUUUUCACUGAGAAGAUCCUCAAUUUUAUGCCAAGCAUAGCUGUCAUAACAAUGGACAAUUAUAAUGAUUCUAGUAGAAUUAUUGAUGGAAACUUUGAUGACCCUCGGUUGACGGAUUAUGAUACCUUGCUUGAAAAUAUACAGGGUCUUAAAGCAGGGAAGCCUGUUCAAGUUCCAAUAUAUGAUUUCAAGUCUAGUUCUCGCAUAGGUUACAGGCUUAAUCUCAAAUUAGGGAAACCUGGAAAAGAGAACACAAAAGCUAAUGAUAUUGAACAAUGUUUUAUAAGGAUCAAGUUAUUAGAUCUGAAAUUCUUUAGAUGUGGAAUUAAAAAAUCGAUGACUAUUGAAGUCCCUGCCUCUCGUAUUGUAAUCAUAGAAGGCAUAUAUGCCUUAAGUGAAAAAUUAAGGCCUUUGCUUGAUCUUCGUGUUUCUGUGACGGGUGGAGUUCAUUUUGACCUUGUUAAGCGUGUAUUACGGGACAUUCACCGAGCUGGUCAAGAGCCUGAAGAAAUAAUUCAUCAAAUCUCUGAAACGUCAGCAAGAGCUGUGACAGUUGAUCAAAUCAAGGAAAUUAUUGACGCACAGCAUACUGAAACCAAAGAGGAAACAUAUGACAUAUUUCUUCUACCGCCUGGGGAAGACCCCGAAGCUUGUCAAUCAUAUUUGAGAAUGAGAAACCGCGAUGGAAAGUACAAUCUCAUGUUUGAGGAAUGGGUGACAGAUAGUCCAUUCAUAAUAUCACCUAGAAUUACUUUUGAGGUCAGUGUGCGCCUUCUUGGAGGACUGAUGGCCUUAGGAUACACAAUUGCAUCUAUCCUGAAAAGAAGCAGUCACAUCUUUCGUGAUGAUAAAGUGACCAUAAAAACUGAUUGGUUAGAACAACUUAAUCGCACAUAUGUUCAGGUGCAAGGGAAAGACAGGAACUAUUGCAAAUUUGUAGCAGAGAAAUUGGGAUUGGAUGGUUCCUAUGUUCCUCGCACUUAUAUUGAACAAAUUCAGCUAGAAAAGCUUGUAAACGAUGUCAUAGCAUUGCCAGACGAUCUUAAGACAAAACUCAGCUUAGACGAUGACUUGGUUUCAAGCCCCAAAGAAGCCCUGUCCAGAGCUUCUGCAGAUAGGAGAAUAAAGUAUCUUAAUCGUGGUAUUUCACACUCAUAUUCAACUCAAAGGGACAAGAUUCUACCUAAGCUGACUAAACUUGCUAUAAAUAACAGAAGAUUCGAUGGAAGAGCUCUAGAAUCACCUGCACCGAUUGCUAACCAUGGGGUCAUCACUCAACUUUCUGAUCAAAUUUCUACACUAAAUGAAAGAAUGGAUGAAUUCACCUCCCGUAUUGAAGAAUUGAAUUCAAAAUUUUCUACCAACAAAGUUUCAGCCAGUCAACAAAACUUGGCUUCACAGACCGAAGCCAGUAAUGGCUCAGGCCCCACUUCCUUCUUUGUAACUGGAUUAGGCAAUGGUUCAUUGACUGGAUCAGUGCUGCCUAAGUCUUCAUCAUCUUCUCAAUUGGCGAAAGAGUCUCCCCUGAUGGAUGAGGUAUUAGUUAUUGCACGAGGACAACGUCAAAUCAUGCAUCAACUAGACACUCUGAGCAAUCUUUUGCACGAAUACUUUGGAGAAAGGUCCCGACUUGGAAGACCAAAUCAGACAGGUAGAAUGCUUGAAGCUGAUUAUGUUGCCAUCCCCUUGGUUCUAACUCUGGCCAUUGGUGUUGUUGGUGUGUUUUUGUUCAGGGGUGUGGCAUCCCAAAAAUAG
Molecule: messenger RNA, 2109 nt
Organism: Sphenostylis stenocarpa
Lineage: Eukaryota; Viridiplantae; Streptophyta; Magnoliopsida; Fabales; Fabaceae
Source: the annotation of a GenBank genome assembly